This is a messenger RNA of Naegleria fowleri, 1989 nucleotides long. RefSeq lists its product as uncharacterized. The coding region runs from base 1 to 1989 and encodes 662 amino acids. Gene Ontology annotation, molecular function: histone demethylase activity. Gene Ontology annotation, cellular component: nucleus. Gene Ontology annotation, biological process: chromatin remodeling. NCBI's taxonomy places the organism in Eukaryota, Heterolobosea, Eutetramitea, Acrasida, Naegleriidae. The record is from RefSeq and is a predicted model, not a curated record. The transcript has a single exon.
AUGAUUUCUCAACCACCAAGCCAAACCUGCACAACCACAUCACCCGUAGCCUCUUCUUCAAAAUACAACCAUCCUAUGACCAUAGAACCUUCUUCAAACACUCCAUCAUCUUCAUCGGGACAAUGGAACCCUGCAGAUAUGAGCGAUAUUCCAUUUGCUGCGACUUUGUAUCCUACCGAAGAGGAGUUUUUAAAGCCCAUUGAAUAUGUUGAAUCAAUCAGACACAUUGGAGAAAAGUACGGUAUUGUAAAGAUUGUACCUCCAGAGAAAUACAAGCUAGAGCCAGCAGAAGACUUUUCUGAUCUAGAAGUUAGUGCGAGUGCAUUUAAAUUCAUAUGCAAAAUUCAAAAUAUUAAUCAACUACAAUUUAGAAAUUUAGAACAAAAACGAAAAUUUGAAAAGAUGGUUAGAAAUGGAGAGUUUCCUUCAAAUAAUGAUAACAACAUCAUCCAACCAGUUGAAGAAACUUCAAAAGAUAUUCUGGUAUCUGACGAUGCCACUCAAAACUUGAAACGAAAAAUCGAAGAACUCUUUCCAAACACCGAAACUCCUGAAAAGAGGCUUAAGAAUAGCCCCACAUCACACAUAAAGACUGAAUCAGAAUCAGUAACACAAGCCUCUUCAAGCACUACCGAAACUGGAAACACCUCAGCUAAAGACGACUUGUUUGGAUUUGAAAGAACAAAGAAGCCAAUUUCAUUGAAAAAGUAUAAGGAAAUGGCAGAUAAAUUCUUUAGAGAUUAUUUCACGGAAAGAAUUCAGAGGGGUACAACUGUAACCUUACCACAGAAAGAAAAAAAGAAGCUUGCUAAAAAUGGAGGGUUUAAGAAAGUGGAAGGAGUAAACUAUUUCGAAGAUAUCAAUCACAUCACAGCAGAUGAUAUCGAACGUGAAUAUUGGAGAAUAGUCCAUAAUCCCGAAGAACAAAUUCAAGUACAGUACGGAAAUGAUUUACCAGUGUCUGAGCACAAGUCAUUCUUUCCACCAAGUUGGAAAUGUGGCUGGGAUGCUAACUUGCUGCCCAAGCUUCCUGACUCAUUGCUUUCUUUCCUUAAUAUUGAUAUUCCUGGUGUGAACAUUCCAAUGCUUUAUAUAGGCAUGUUAUUCAGCUCGUUUUGUUGGCACGUGGAGGAUCACUUUAUGUAUGCUCUCAAUUUCAUACAUCAUGGUGCAGGCAAACAAUGGUAUGGCAUUCCUGCGUGUGGGGCCGAUAAGUUCGAGCAAGUCUUUCGCAAACUGUUUCCUCACUUGAUUGAUGGCCAACCAGCCAUUCUCCACAUGCUUGUGACACAAAUCUCACCAACCAUUCUCGCAAGAGAGGGUGUACCUGUCUACAAACUUCACCACGAACCUGGUACCAUCGUGGUAACAUUUCCACGGGCUUAUCAUGCUGGAUUCAAUCAAGGAUUCAACAUUGCAGAAUCUGUAAACUUUACAUCAUACUCAUGGCUCCAAUAUAACAGAUUGGCCAUGUCCAAGUACUAUGAGUGCAAACGACAAACUACAUUCCCAUCAGAGCAAUUAAUAAUUUCUGCCGCUACAUCCAUUCUUUCAGGAAAGAGACAAAAGGGCUCAUCUAAAUUCUUUGAUACAACUUGUAAAUUCAUGAAGGAAGAGCUGGAACAUAUUUUCAACAACGAGAAAGAGUUUAGAACGGAGCUACUCCAACUUAUUUCUGAAAAAGAAGCACGCCAAAUGCCAUGCAUUUCGAACCGAAAUAUUGAAAAGUUGAGGACAUGCUCCCAGAAGGACAAUAAUAUUCGAUGCUGUGAAUGCAACUCUGAUUGCUAUAUUAGCGCUGUAACGAUGAAGGAAAAGAAGAAGGAGAAUCAUUAUUGUUUGCGUUGUGCUAUCAAACGAGCCAUGCAAGAUAAGACAUUUGCAGCUAAGUGUUACAUUAUUGAAAGAUUGAGUGUUGAAGGCUUGGCUCAGCUUCAUGAAAAAUUUGAAAAAUUGGUGCAAUCACUCUCGAUAUCAAGCGAAAAGUAG